Dictyostelium purpureum is the source of this 3558-nucleotide messenger RNA. RefSeq lists its product as uncharacterized. Bases 1 to 3558 code for a protein of 1185 amino acids. The record is from RefSeq and is a predicted model, not a curated record. Lineage: Eukaryota; Evosea; Eumycetozoa; Dictyosteliales; Dictyosteliaceae. Gene Ontology annotation, molecular function: protein serine/threonine/tyrosine kinase activity; protein serine/threonine kinase activity. Gene Ontology annotation, cellular component: kinetochore; spindle; nucleus. Gene Ontology annotation, biological process: meiotic spindle assembly checkpoint signaling; mitotic spindle assembly checkpoint signaling; chromosome segregation. The transcript has 4 exons.
AUGGAUUUAAAUGAUGGAAUUUUUUCUUCAACAAUCUUAAAUAAUAAUAAUUUUUCGUUAAACAGCAACAUCAUUAUUAAUAGUAAUUCUACAGACGAUACAAAUAGUAAUUGUAAUAAUAAUAACGAAACUAAAAAAAAUAAUAGUGAUAUAAAUAAUAGUAGUAUAUCGUUUAAUGAAUUUUUGUUAAAUAGUAAUAAUAAUACAUUAGUUAGCAACGAUAAUGAUUUUUUAAUUAAUAAUUCAGAAAACCCUUUAACCACUUUUAAAAACUAUAUUAGCAAUAAUUUAAUAAAUUAUAGUCAAAUUUAUUAUAAUAAUAAUAAUAACAAUAAUAAUUAUAAUUAUAAUAGUUCUAUAGAAACACCUGUAAAUAAUAAUAAUAAUAAUAAUAAUUUUUCAAUAGAUCCACCAAUUAUUCCAACCUCGUUUGCAUCAACUGCAAAUAUAAAACUACUAAAUUCUAAUCAAAUGUUUUUUUCAGAUAUCAAUGUAAAUGAUAAUAAUAGUAAUAUAGAUAAUUGUAAUAAUAGUAAUGACGAUGAUAAAACUAACAUCAAUAAUAAUAUAAACGAUUUAAAUGAAUUAAAUAACGAAGAAAUUGUUUUAUUUAAAGUUGAUGAUAGUAUUAAUAAUAUAAAUAGUGAUAUUGAUAGUGAUAGUAUUAAUAAUAAUAAUAAUAUUAACAAUAACAUUAAUAUUAAUAGUAAUAUUAAUAAUAAUAAUAAUAAUAAUUAUAACAAUAAUAAUAUUGAAAAUAUUGACAUUAAUAAAAAAAAUAAUAAAAAUAAUAAAAAAACAAAUUAUAAUAAUGAAGAAAAAAAUUUAUUUCCAUCUUAUUCACCAAAUAGUUUAUUAAAGAAUUCAGAUUAUUCUUUUAUGGUGACCCCAACCUAUUAUGCCGCGAAAAAGAAUCAAAAAAUUGGUGUAUUUUUAUAUAAAGCAGACAAUUUAAAUGUUUUAUUUAAAGAACAUCCAAGUUUAAAAUUCUCACUAAAACCUACUGCUCCAUAUUGGAUUCCAUCAUCGUUUACAAGAAAGGUUAAUAAAUUAAAUAUUGAAGAGUACGCGCCAAAUCAAUUCAAUUGUCUUGAGGCAGAGAUGAAGAAUGGUGAAGCUAUAUUUGGUCCAAUUCGUAUCAAGAAAACUGGUUUCUAUUUUUUAAACUGCUCUGUCGAGCUCCCACCAAUCCCGACUGCUGAACAAUUAGUUUUCAAAGAUUUUUCAUUCACUUUCAAGUUGUAUUUCUAUGGUUGCCCAACAAAAAUUAAAAAAGAUUCUAAAGAUCCAUCCUCAUCGCCUAAAGAAGAAAGUGAUGAUCCUCCUUCAUCGCCACCCUCUUUCAAAGAAUCACCACAAUCUCUUUCGUCUCCAUCGUCCUCAUCGCCAAAUAAAAAUCCAUCGUCAAUCAGUGAUAUUUAUUUUAGACCCAGGGAGUCUUUGUUCAAUUAUAUUUCCACUCUUCAAGAAACUGGUGCAAGAUGGUCCGAUUUAGAAAAUAUUUUAAGUUAUUACUCUGCCAAGUAUGAAAAUAAUCAUGAAAUUCUAUCAGAGCUUUUAAUCGAACAAUCAAUUGGUUUAACUUAUACCGGUGAUUUUAUACAUGCUCAUAAUUUAUUAGAUAAGGCAUUAGAACUAUCAUCCUCACCUGAAAAUUUAUUUAAAGUUAGUUAUUUAAAGUCAGCAAUUUUUAGAAUUCAAAAAAACUACUCUGCUUCAAAAUUAAAUUUGGACACAUGCGACUUUUUAUUUAAUAAAAUUAAAAUGGGAUCGCUUCAUAUUGGCCAAUACUAUUUCAAUAAAGCUGCCCAUGACUACGAUAUAUUGCUAAAUAAAAAGGUAAAGCCCAAUGAAUACACCCAACAAAGAGAUUUGGUAAUUGAAAAACUUCAACUUGCAUCUAACCAUUAUUCAAUUGAUUAUAAAAGUGCUACAUCAUCCACCCCAAACCCUAGAAGUAUAAAUGGUGCCUACAGAUCAAACAUUAGAAUUACCCAAGCUAUUUUAAGUACCCAAAAUCUAACUAUGCCUGAUAUAUUGCACGCCGAAGAAUAUUUAUUAAAAAUACCAAAUAUCAAAAACUAUUCGUUUACACAAAGAACACAAAUUCAUUUAUACUUUACAUGGGCAGAUUUGUGUUUAUCAAAGUCAUUUUUAUUAUUUGGUUCUAAUCAACAACAAUCAUUUAAUAUGCUAAAGAAAUCCCUUGGUUUUAUAAAUAAAUCAUCAGAGUCAUCCCAUCAACUAGGUUUUAAAAAUGAAAUUAAAUAUUGCCAAGAUCGUUACAUAAAGCUUUAUUCAUUGACCCCAAAGACCUUAAUUAAUAGUUUAAAUGGUUCAAAUUUAUUAUUAUCAAAUCAAAACUCCAAUUUAAAUCAUAGUUUUAAUUUAAAUAAUAUAAAUAAUAACAGUCAAAACAAUAGUAAUAAUAAUAACAAUAGUAAUAAUAAUAACAAUAGUAAUAAUAAUAACAAUAAUAAUACUAUUAACAAUAAUAACAAUAAUAAUAUUUAUAAUAAUGAUGACGAUUUUAUAAAAGGUAAUAGUUUAAUGGCCAAUAAUGUAAUUGGUUUUAAUAAUAGUUCAAAUGUAGUUAUAAGCGAUAUGAAUAAUCCUCAUAAUAUUUUAAAUAAUAUUUCAUUUAAUAACAAUGGUUUUGGUCUCAAUACAAAUGCACUUAAUAGCAACAACAGCAAUAUUAAUGCUUUAAACAACUAUCAGUUUGGCAAUACAAUACCCAGUAGUAGUAAUGGCAUUGGUUUUACCCACCAACAGUCACCACAAAUAUACCAGUUACCUUUAUCUCCACCACAACUACAACCACAACUACAAACACCCCUACAACUACAACCACAAAGUGAAAAUCAAAAUAUUUUAACAAAUUUAACAAAUAUUGAUAUUGCAAAUUUUAUUCAAGAGCUUUUAAAGAAGAAUCCAAAUAUUGAUAUGAAUCAAAUUCUUCAAAAUAUAAAUAAUAGUAAUAGUAAUAAUAGUAAUAGUAAUAAUAUAAAUAUGGGUACUAUGAACAAUAGUAACAUGGGUAAUAUUAAUUACAACUAUAUUAGCAACAACAACAACAACAUCAAUGGUAAUACUUAUAAUAAAAAUUUACCACAGUUAUUCAACAAUAACAACUCUGUAAAUAGUCCUAAUCAAAUUCAACAACAAAUUCAACAACAAAUUCAACAGCAAAUUCAACAACAAAUUCAACAACAAAUCCAGCAACAAAUCCAACAACAAAUCCAACAACAAAUUCAGCAACACAUUCAACCACAAAAUACUGUUUUGGCAAAUCAUUUAUUUGACCAACCAUCUUCCCUCGGUUUAAAUUAUAACUUUGGUAUUAACAGCGCCGGAAGUUUUAACAAUAUCAAUAGUAACACUAAUACCAAUACCAAUACCAAUACCAAUAAUAGUAGUAUUAAAAAUUUAAAUCAUUAUAACGACUUUAAUGAUUUAUUAGCUCUAGAUAGUUUAAAUCAAAAUAGUAAUCAAAAUAAUAGUUUUAAUUUAUAUCCAAAUAAUAAUGGUUUAAAUUCUUCCUCGGAUGAAAUUUAA